Molecule: messenger RNA, 1854 nt
Organism: Hirsutella rhossiliensis
Lineage: Eukaryota; Fungi; Ascomycota; Sordariomycetes; Hypocreales; Ophiocordycipitaceae
Product: XPG i-region domain-containing protein
Exons: 7
Coding region: 1-1854 (617 amino acids)
Molecular function (GO): crossover junction DNA endonuclease activity; 5'-flap endonuclease activity
Source: RefSeq, a predicted model, not a curated record
AUGGGCAUCAAAGGAAUCUAUCGUGAGCUUGGGCCGGGCAGGCGAGUCUCGCUCUCCAAGCUCGCCGCCGACAGUUUUGAAACCUUGGACCGUCCCUUUCGCAUCGCUAUCGACGUAGCUAUUUGGCAGUUUCAGGCGCAAGCGGCUCAAGGCGGAACGAACCCGGCCACCAGGACGCUCUUCUACCGCCUCGUGCGGCUCCUCGGGACGCCCGUUCAGCCCAUAUUCGUCUUCGACGGCCCGAAAAAGCCGGCUUUCAAGCGAAACAAACGUUCUGGAAGAGGAGAUGGUGUAGCCACGGCGCAAGCCAAGCGCUUGAUCCGGCUCUUUGGCUUUGCUAUACACGAUGCUCCUGGGGAAGCGGAAGCGGAAUGCGCGUUGCUGCAAAAACACGGCAUAGUGGAUGCGGUGCUGAGCGAGGAUGUGGACACAAUCAUGUUUGGCUGCACCAAGACGCUUCGAAACUGGUCUGCCGAGGGCAAGAGCUCCAAAGCGCCGACGCACGUAUCGCUUUACGACGUACACGACCAAAGCAUCGCUAGCCUGGGACUCGGUCGCGAAGGCAUGGUGCUGGUGGCUCUCAUGAGCGGCGGUGACUAUCUCCCCGAUGGAAUUCCCGGCUGUGGCGUCAAAGUGGCCUGCGAAGCUGCCAAGGCGGGCUUUGGCAGGUCAAUAUGCCGAUUGAAAGCAUCCGAUGAAGCGGGCAUGCGAGCCUGGAAAAACUCCCUCAUUCACGAACUGAGGACAAACGAGCAAGGCCAUUUCCGUACAAAGCACAAGGCACUGGCGGUGCCAGACGACUUUCCGAGUCUAGAGGUCUUGCGAUACUACACUCAUCCGGUUGUUUCGCAGUUAUCCAACCUGGAGUCGGUGCGGCAAAACUUGCAACGCAAACACGAUCUGCAUCUUGACGCCUUGAGGGAGUUCGCCCGAGAGACGUUUGGCUGGGAUUUCCGGAUAGGAGCUGUCAAGUUUAUUCGAGUCUUGGGCCAGGCUCUUCUCGUUCACAACAUGUGUCAGCAGCAGGAAGACAGCCAACACUACGUGAAGCGAAUCUCUGGACGACGACAACAUUUCUCCACGGACGCCACGUCCGAACUUCGAAUGGCGUAUGUUCCAUCAGAAGUCGUCCCAAUCGACUUAUCAAAAGAAGUGGAAGAAACUAUCUCCUCCGGCCGCGACGGGCUAGCCUUGAACAGUGACGUCGAGUUUGAGGCUCCAUCCACUGCCGUCGACGCUGGCGAAAGACUCGAUGCGGCAACCGGCAAGACUUUCGACGUGACGAAGCCUGAUCUCGCUUGGGUCUUGGAAGGCGUUGCAAGAAAAUCUAUCCCCAAGGCGGUACAGGAGUGGGAAGAAGCAAAAUCGGGCAAGGCCGCUCGCAAGCCGCCAGCAAAAAGCAAGGCCGGCACCAGAACCAAGAAGACACCCGCCCUCGCAACAACCCUCUCCGCCCUCCGCGAUCGCCGUCUCCGCGCCAACCAAAAAGCAGAGCACAACGACGAGACACCCGGCUGCAUCUCGGACAUCUACGCUGAAACAAUCAUCCAUGGACACCCGCGGGAGCCCUUGUCUUCGCUCUUGUCUCAGGCCCAAGAGUCGCCCGGCAAACGGCGGCAUCAGGGGCAAAGCCAGAGGUCAGGGUUCAGCCCGACCCCGAGUCCCACGAGGAAGAAGAAGCUCCUCGUGCCUCGCACCUCGGCAGCCGGCUUCUUUGGCGUGGUGGAAGUAGAGGCCGAGGAACGCGAGCGGAAGAUGCCGCGGGAGACCGACUCGCUGAAGAGUAGCGGCGUGAGGGCCAGGGCAGUCCGGUGGAGCGACGUUUCGGUCAUUGACUUGACGGGAGGGGACUGA